Molecule: messenger RNA, 519 nt
Organism: Eruca vesicaria subsp. sativa (arugula)
Lineage: Eukaryota; Viridiplantae; Streptophyta; Magnoliopsida; Brassicales; Brassicaceae
Source: the annotation of a GenBank genome assembly
AUGGAGUUCGGAUUCGAGAUCAGUUCCAGAUUCCCACUAACCACCACACUCACUUGGUGCCUUCUCAUCGCAUCAUCAUGUCUUCUAACCACAACAUCAGCAGCUAGGUUCGAAGUAAGAAACGAGAUCACCAAAUACCCGGGACGAAACCAAAGCCUCACGGUCACAUGCUGGUCAACUACUAACAAAUUAGGCAAUCAAAAUCUCAAACCGGGAGAAUCCAAAAGCUGGUCCUUCAAGCCAGUUUACAUCAAGAUACCAUUCCUUUACACAUACUUUCAGUGCACUUUCUUCACCUCCUUUAGCUCGCCUUCUGGUCAGACCGCAACGGUUUUCGCCGGAGAGAGGAAGUUCAGGUGGGAAUGCGAUGAUCCGAAUGAGGACGAGUGCAUUUGGGUGGUGAAGAGAGAAGGGUUGUAUCUUAGGAAGAUCUCAAGGGAUGAUAAAGGCCAAAGGGUUUAUGAAGAUGAUCUGAGACUGGCUUGGAUUGGUGGUACUAAUUACUAUCCGGUUAAAUAG